AUGGAGGCUGGAACCUCGCUCCGAUACUUUUCGGGGGAGGACAGUGACCACCGUGAAUAUCGACGGUGGAAACAGUGGGUGGUCAACAAGAUGCGAACAAUGGAUAAACUGGAUGAGGCUGCACGUGGCUCGUUCAUUUGGACUCUCCUGUCAGGCAAAGCGCUGGAAGUGGUGGAGCAUUUGAAGGAAGAAGAUUACCAGGUGAAGGGCGGUGAUUCUGUCAUCUUCAAGCUCCUUGACAGGCGAUGGCCUGAGCUGGAUCGCACGGACGAGAUCGGCGAGAACAUCGAUUCAUUGCAAGACAUUGAGCUGUUUCUGGCUGAGCACGGCUAUGAAGAGUCAGGUGAGCCUCACCUGACGGGUGAAGAGUUGGAUGAAGAGGACACCGCUGAGAUCUUGGCCACGACCUGGAAGGAGCGACGCUCCGAGUUGAACCAAGUUCAAAAGGGCCGAAGGUUCAUUGCUUCUGACACCCGCCGUGGCCAGACUGCUGGUGGUAAGGACUUCAAGCGGUCCUUCCGUGUUCAAGUCGAAGAGCUGAAGCAACGUACCCGGUGCCGACGAUGUGGUAAGCUGGGACAUUGGCAGCGUGAGUGCAAGUCGCAACCUGCUAGUGCUUCAACGACAUCCACCAGUCAUGCAGCCAGCGCCGUCCAGGUAGUGGAUAGCCCAGCAGAGCACUUUGUGUGUACUGCAGCUCUUUGUCCGGAGCUGCCCAAUGAGGUCUUGUUGGUGAGCAGUCCAGGGUUCGCCAUCCUGGACAGUGGCUGUGGGAAGACAAUCAUUGGUCAUGACACCCUCGAGUCCUUUAAGAAGAUCUGGGCUCGACGUGGCAUUCCUGAGCCACCCCUUCGAAAGGAAUCCAACCAGUUCCGAUUCGGGAACGGUGAGCUGGAGGUGAGUUCUCAUAUGAUCGAUCUCCCAGUGGUCUUAGCUGGACGCCCUGGUUUUGUGAAAGCUGCUAUCGUGAAGGGAUCAGCCCCGCUGCUCCUGUCAAGGCCAGCAAUGAAGACCUUGGGCGCCUCCAUGAACUUCGGAGAAGACAAGCUGACCCUGUUUUCUGACCGGGUUGAGAUUCCGUUGGAGGUGAACGCCGCAGGACAGUAUGCUGUGAAUGUGUCGGCCUUUCCGAAGAAUGCCGCCGAAUUGUUUCCGCAGCCUGUUUUGAAGCCAGUGCACGACUCCGUUGAGCCUGCAGCUCAACCAUGCCACUCGGUCGCUUUCAAUCGUCAACAUGCCCGUAAGAAGGAUUUUUGGGAGUUGAAGCCCCGUGAACGUUUGGUCAUUCGUCAUCAUCUUAAACCCCGGGAAAGGUUGUUUACCCCGCAGAGCACACAAUGCCCCGUUGAUGUCGAAAUGCUUCAACCGGAGCGGACAACCCAGUUCGAUACUCCGCCGCCGUUGCCUUGGGACCAUCGGGAUUCAUGGUUUGAGCCUGACACUGCACAUGCUGUACUCGGUGAACAACCAUGGACGGGGAGAACCGUCUUUCGACUCCGAUCCGAUGCCGUCCUGCCGUCGAUUGCUUAUGCCCAGGAGGAGAUCGAGCAGCUUCAUGUCACUAAGUGGACUGCCAAGCAGCACCGACAGUUGAUGGCACAAGUCAAGGUGCCCAAGCGGGAGGACCAGGUGUCGCAUGAUAGGGGGCUGGUGGCACCUCAAUCGUUUGCACAUGGAUCCAAACGAGGUAUGCCACAAGAGAUUGUGUGUGACCCGGCACGCGCCAACGUGGCCGAUGCGUUCACUGCCGUGCUUGAGCAGGGAGGAGCAAGUUUCAAGCUGACUGCUGGCGAUGCACACUGGCAGCUAGGUAAGACUGAGGUUCACGGGGGUUGGUUUAGCAGAGUGCUCACCAAGAUUUUGUCCGAACAUGCACCCCGAAACCAAACUGAAUGGCUUGACUGUGUAAAUGCAGCUCACUGUAAAAAUCAGUUAAUCCAGGUGUAUGGUAUGACGCCAUCUCAGUUCGUGUUUGGGAAGAACCCUAGAGUGCCUGAGAACUUGCUUGAUGAACCUCUAGAGAUCGUACCUGCCACCUCGGCCUUGUAUGACGAAGCUGUUGCCAAGCAAGUUGCAAUCCGACAAACUGCUCGAAAAGCAGUGCUCGAUUUGCAAGAUAGCAAGGCGCUUCGCCAAGCCUUGGCCGCCCGGCCUCGUGUGCAUCACACCUAUAGUCCUGGAACCCAUGUCGCCUACUGGCGAUCACAAAAGUGGGUUCAUGGUUCCUUGGAUAAGACUGGAAGAUGGUGUGGUCCGGCACUCGUGUUGGGUUAUGUGGGUCGUAACCUAGUGAUCAUCCAUAAAAGACAGAUUUUCCGGUGUGCCCCAGAGCAAAUUCGCCCAUCUACUCAGGAUGAACUCAAGCUGACCGAAACUCCCCAUAUGGAAUUCCUAGGUAUCAAGCAUUUGAUCGAAUCACACCAACUUGAAAGUAGGCAGUAUGUAGACCUGACCUCCGAGUCAUAUCCUGGGGUAGAGCCUGAAGUUGAAGAAGGUAGCUCACCGGCCUUGGUCGACCGGCCUUCCGUUGCUGAGCAUGGAAAACCUCGCCUCGGUCCAUUUCCAGUGAAUGCACCGCCACAAGAGGAGAGUGAAUCCCCAGAACCGCCACCGCUCAUCGACAAAAGCCCAAUGGAGCUGGAUCCACAGGCCCGCAGCGGACCAAGUGUUGUGUCGCCUCAAGAGGCUGCAUAUGGCCCUGUCCGACCGCCGAGACGGCGCGUUGGUCAAAAGGAUGGCCCAAUGGCUCUGUAUCGUCCGGGACGAAUGGCGCAAGAGGACUUUCAAGAUAUGAUGCAAGAGAUCGCGCCUGAACUUCUCCAACAAAAACGCCCCCAUGAGAUGGAAGAAGAUCUGUUAGUUGAGAGUGCCACUUUUGCCAUGGAUGAGAUUGGUGUUUGUUCGGUAGAGCUCCUUCAAAGCCACUCUAUGGGUGACGUUCAUGAUGGUCUCGACCGUAGUGCCAAACAAGAACUGGUGUCUUUGUUUCAACAGGGGAUGCCUUGUGAAGUGCUUGUUGCCACAUACAUGCAAAAGAAAGCCGCAAAAGAAAUUCCGGUAACCGGUAACCCUCCGGAGAUUCAGAAGAAAGUAGAUGAAGCCAAGCUGUUGGAAUGGAACACCAUUGAAGGAAAGCAUGCUGGUCGGGUAGUGCUUGGUACUGAGGCUGAUGACGUUCGUAGGUACCUGAGCCAUCGCAUCAUGGGUAGUCGGUAUGUGAUGACCUUGAAAGUUGAAGACGAUGCCGCCCCUCGCUUCAAAGCUCGUUGGUGCCUUCAGGGCCAUUUGGACCCAGACCUCACAGCCAAGGCUGAGCUUGGAGACCUCCAGAGUCCCACACUGUCCCAGGUUGGUCGUAACUUGAUUUUCCAAUUGUUGGCCAGCCACCAAUGGGAGAUGCAGUUGGGGGAUAUAAAAGGGGCAUUCCUGUCUGCCGGGAACCUCCCCCAACGUUACAAGCCGCUGUACGCCUCUUUGCCAAAAGGGGGUAUCCCUGGCAUCCCAGAUGGAGCCUUGAUAGAAGUGUUGGGACAUGUGUACGGAUUGAAUGACUCUCCAGCUGCCUGGUAUAAGAAGUUGAGUCACGAAUUGAUUGCAAUCGGUUUCGAGCGGUCUCGUUUCGAUUCAUGUCUUUUCUACUUUCGGGAAAACGGAAAACUGACAGGAAUCUAUGGUGUUCAUGUGGACGAUUGUGUGACAGGAGGGUGUGGUGCUGGCUAUAGAAAGGCCAUCGCUCAGCUGAAACAGACUUUUGAGUUUCGCAAGUGGCGUACUCAGAAUGGUGAUUUCUGUGGUGCACAAUAUGUUCAAGACCCAAAGACCUUCGAAAUCAUCAUGAAGCAAGAAAGGUUUGUUCAGAAGGUAAAACCCCUGCACAUGUCCCGUGAUCGAUCACGAACCCGUGAAGCCUUGUUGAAUGAAAAAGAGGUAAGUUGUUUGAGAGCUAUCAAUGGAAGCCUUAACUGGCUAUCGACGCAAUCAAGACCCGACUUGUCAACUCAAGUAUCAUUCUCACAGCAAUCAUUCCCACGACCGACAGUGAAUGAUGCUAUUGCAGCAAACCAUGCCGUAAGACGGGCCCGUCAACGCGCAGAUUUAGCCAUUAGGUUCAGCCACAUCCCACCGUCUGAAUUGGGUCUCAUGUGUCACUCGGAUGCCGCUUUCGCUAACGGCCGAUCGGGUUCCACCCAAGCUGGUUUUAUGGUUAGUUUUGUUCAUCAAGGGAUCAACUCAGGUCUUGAUAGUCCUUGGACUCCGGCUUACUGGAAAAGCCACAGGUUGCCAAGGGUUGUCAGCUCAACCCUGAGCGCUGAAGCCCAGAGUAUGGCCACUGCAUCGAGUAUGCUAGAGUGGACUAACCUUUUGCUGUCGGAGGCCCUGGACGGUCCCCGCUUUGCGCAUAGCUUGUGGAACGGAGUCGAUCACAGAUUGACCAUGCUGAUCACCGACUGCAAAUCUCUCUAUGACCACCUGAUCUCAAAUUCUUCCCCUACCUUGGACGACCGGCGAACGGCCAUAGAUAUUGUGAUCUUGAGGGAUUGUGUUUUUCGGACAAAGUCUCAGCUUCGAUGGAUCCCCACAGACAGAAUGCUAGCCGACGGACUCACGAAGGAAAGCCCGGAGGCCCUAGACCUCAUUCGUGCUUGUCUCCGUACCGCACGCUACCAGAUAAGUCCUGAAAAUCUGGUUUUGGAACGCCGAGCACAAGAGAGGGAUCGUCGAAAACAGUUUGCAUCGAAGGGUCCACCUCCUCUUGCCGAGGAAACCAAGGAGGAAAACUCUGCACAAUAG
Durusdinium trenchii is the source of this 4791-nucleotide messenger RNA. The record is from the annotation of a GenBank genome assembly. NCBI's taxonomy places the organism in Eukaryota, Dinophyceae, Suessiales, Symbiodiniaceae.